AUGCAGCUGGUGGUACCCACACUUCGAAAUUUUGGGCCUCACAGCAACCACUCCUGCGCAAAUCGUGUGAGUUCGUUUAGAAGACCGGAGAGAAAGCCUCCGGGACGGACUAGUCAGAGAUGCAGUGUUGUUGAGGACAGGCCAGCGACAGAUGGAGGGGUGCAGGUCGAUGCGGACGGGGCAGGCGCUGCAAGAAGUGAAGAGUCGCAAGCCCCGCCUUCGCCUGAGUCGUCCGUCUUAGCGAGUCUGGGCCUAGUUCUGCGUGACCGUCUGAACAUUGACGACCUGUGGUGGGAGAUCCUCGUUGUGGCCUUCCCUGCACUGCUAGCUCUUGCAGCAGACCCAGUCGCAUCGCUUUUCGAAACCUCGCUCCUUGGAAAUCUAGGCCCCGCCCAGCUGGCCGCCGCCGGAGUGUCAAUCAACGUGUUCAACACCCUGUGCAAGCUGUUCAACUUCCCCCUCCUGAACGUGACCACGUCGUUCGUCGCCGAAGCUGAGACGCAGAGGCAACUAGAGCGGGAGCAAUUCCUCACAGCCCUGCAAACCGCUCAAGCCGAGCGCUCCAAGGACGAAGCUUCGGUUGCUUCUCAGACACAUCAGCAGAAUGGACUCCCGGCUGAAGAGUUGCAAUCUGGCCAGCAAGCUUCUUCGUCCAACAAUCAGCACAGCGAGAACAGUAUCCGGAAACGACUUCGGACGGUUGGUGAAUCGGGGCAGGAUUCGGACGCAGAGAAGCGUGCGUAUGAUUGGGGCGAUGAAGCGGUGUCCGAAGGGGACCUCCGCGAACGGCGGGAAAGCGGUGCGGUCGCCUCUUCCAGCGGCGCAAGUUCGGACAGUCGCGGUCGGGCCGGCAGUGCGGUGUGGUCCGAAGCGGACAUCUGGCAAGGGGACGGGGUUCUCGAAAAUAGCGAGUACCGGAUAGGUGGCGGAAUUGAAACGGGGCUCAAAACUGAAAAGGAGCGCAAAACCGGGUUUGCGCAGCGCAACGGAGAACUUCUGGACGAGUUCGGGCGUCCGCUGGCGGGUGAUCAGCUUUCUUUGGACGGUGCCAAGCCCGUCAACACUGCCGUCUCGGCGUCGAUCCUCGUGGGCGCGGCGCUCGGUAUCGUAGAGAGUCUGGUUCUCGGGUUAGGCGCAGUUCACAUUCUGGGUUUGUAUGGAGCGAACGCAGAAAUGAUGGGACCGGCGAGCAUGUAUUUGGCGUUACGGGCGGUAGGGGCGCCGGCGCUUGUCGUGAGUUUGGCCGUCUCGGGGGCGUUCCGCGGGUUCGGCGACACGAAGACGCCGCUGUACGCGCAGGUCGCCGGCAACGCCCUCAACGUUGCUCUAUUGCCCCUGUUCAUGUUCACCUGCGGCUGGGGCAUUGCCGGGGCCGCUGCCGCCACAGUCGCGUCCCAAUACGUCCAAAUGGCGAUCCUGCUGUUCUGCAUCUCGCGGCGCUGCCGGAUCAUCCCGCGCCGGUGGCAAGACCUUCGAUUCAAAAGGUUCCUCGGAGCAGGCGGGGUGCUUCUCGGGCGGACGCUCGCGAGCCUCUUUACCAUGUCGUUAGCGACGUCCAUGGCGGCGAGAACGGGAACGGCCAGCAUGGCAGCACACCAGAUUUGCAUACAGGUCUGGCUCGCGGCGUCGCUCCUGUCCGACUCGGUGGCUCUCGCGGGGCAGACCAUCCUGGCACGCGCGUUUGCGCAGGAUGACGUCACGCUGAUAGACACGGUCGCGAAGCGGAUCAUGAAGCUGGGGCUCGUCAUGGGCGGGGUCAUGGCCGCAGUGUUCCUCUUUGGGCAAUACGCUAUACCCUUGGCCUUCACGCAAGACCCCGCGGUCCUGGCGAUCAUCGCGUCCCUUCUCCCCUUCAUCGUGCUGACUCAGCCCGUCAACGCGCUCGCCUUUGUGUGGGACGGCCUGCACUACGGAGCGUCAGACUUCGUCUACAGCGCCCAGGUUAUGGUGCUCGCGGCGAUCCCUGCGAUGGCGGUGAUGUUCUUCACCCCCCAGUCCCUGGGCAUUAAAGGCGUCUGGAUAGGCCUCGCAGUGCUCAUGUCCGUACGAGCCCUGCUAGGAGUGGGAAGGUACGCCACCAAAAGCGGGCCUUGGGAAAAGCUGAAAGAGAUGGAGACGUAGCCCCGUAGUUGAGAUGGGGGAGUCUAACCUUUUCGCGGGAAGCCACGAGCGCCGCAGCAGGAAGGCGCUGCUUGAUUCACAAGAACCAAUGUACAUACUCAGAAGUCUACAAUUGAUCGAGAUCGCUAGCCACUCAGCAGGUUCAAUCCGUCCCAGGACACUUCUUGCAAACGAAUGUGGUUUUUGUCAAACGGGCGGGAAGACGAGACUUGCGCCGACUAUCUCUUCUCGUGUAGCAACGUAUUCGUUUCCUACUUGCCGUUGAUGAGCGAUGAUGCUCGCUACGAAUCGACCACAGGCUGGCUCCGUGUCGCAAGGUACAACUGCAGUACGUCAAACAGUACACAGCGCCAUGGUCAGCGCCGGGUCAUCUCAGCAAUACAGAAACCGUUGUCGUACUAUAUGCCAGAGUUAUAGC
Molecule: messenger RNA, 2539 nt
Organism: Klebsormidium nitens
Lineage: Eukaryota; Viridiplantae; Streptophyta; Klebsormidiophyceae; Klebsormidiales; Klebsormidiaceae
Source: the annotation of a GenBank genome assembly